Messenger RNA from Paramecium octaurelia, 1056 nucleotides. The record is from the annotation of a GenBank genome assembly. Lineage: Eukaryota; Ciliophora; Oligohymenophorea; Peniculida; Parameciidae.
AUUCACGUACCUACGCAUGUCAUUGUGGUUUACUAUUUGGAAUCGUGAAAUGCUAAUUUUGCCACUACACAUAACCAACGUUUUUUGAUUUAAUGACAGGUACAAACUAGCAUUGGACCUGCAACACUUGUCAAUAAGAAUCGCUAUUGUCUCCAUGUGGAGAAUGUACAUCCCUCAAUUUAAGAGGACUUGUAUCUUUAUAAAGUAUAUUUCUAGAAAGAUAAUUCAUGCAAAUGUUCUUCUUGCAAAAUCAAUAACUAUUAUUUAGAUUGUAAAUAAUGUUAAACAUGGUACACAGUAAAUGAAUCUAAGAAUAAUUUAGAUGGCAAAGUAUUAACAUGUGUUCUAAAUUGUGAAUAAGUUUAAGCGCUAAAGUAUCUUUCAUAUCUUAAUAUUUAGAUGCUCUAACUGUUAAACCUUAAUUAUAAUUGAUAAUUUCAAUAAUGAGAUCAAAAAUUAUUGCAGUUCAUGUAACAAACAUUUUUUUAAGCAAAUUUGUUCAUUUUGCAAAGAAGUUUCAUCUUUCACUUAAAAAGAAAGUCAAUUUAAAUAAAAAUGUUUAAAUAAGAAAUGUGGCAAAGGUACAUUUUUAAAGGCUGGCAAAUUAUUAAAUCAGCAAGUCAUUGUAGGACAAUUCAUUAAAUCAAAUGAAAUCUAGUAAAUUCAAAUUAAAAAAUAAUAAUCAACAUCCAAGUUUUUAUAAAAUGUAGAUCUAUUGAAUUUAGAACCAGAGAAUGAUAAUGCUAAUUUCAAUCAAAAUUAGAAUGAUGCUAAUCUUUUAGAUAUAGAUCAACAUUUAAAUUAACCACCUCAAGAGGAUAGUUCAAUUACUAAAUGCUAAAAGUGCUUUGUAUAAUUCAUUUAUGAUUUAAGAACACAUCAGAAGUUAUUAUAACAACUCCAUGUGGACACAAAGUUACGUGCUACCAGUGUUUGGAAAACUAGUUGAAUUGUAUAUCAUGUGGUGAACCUAUUGCUAAUAGAAUCAUGAAUACUUUCAAUAGAGACUUUUAUUAAGAAAUCAAAGAAAGGAUUUUGAUUUACAGAUAAGAGUGA